This is a messenger RNA of Acanthocheilonema viteae, 966 nucleotides long. The record is from the annotation of a GenBank genome assembly. NCBI's taxonomy places the organism in Eukaryota, Metazoa, Nematoda, Chromadorea, Rhabditida, Onchocercidae.
AUGCCGGAGGGUAAGGCACCUCAUUUCCCGCAACAGCCGGUAGCUCGACAAAACGAUGAUGGAUCAUUGGAACUGGAAUGUUUUUUAGAAGCUCAACCAGUCCCGGAUAUUAAAUGGUUUUACGAUACAACUGAACUAAAACAAGACCAGCGGUUCAGUUUUCGACUGGAUAAUAAAGGAAAUGAUGCUUACUCAGCCAUCCUACAAAUCAAGGAUCUUGCUGAUAGUGAUGCUGGAGCUUAUCGAUGUGCUAUUGUAAAUCCACAUGGAAAAGGGAACGCCAAUUUUAAUCUCAAACUUACAGGAUUCAGCGCCCCAACAUUUGUCGAAAAACCACAAAUAUCGUCUCGUGAUGAUGGCCAAGUAAUGGUUAUGGAAUUCAGAGCGAAAUCAAUUCUUAAACCUACUUUCGUCUGGCAAAAGGGUGAAGAAAUCGUGGCUGAGUCUGAUCGUGUGAAAAUUGUUCUGAGAGAAGAAGCAAAUCAGAUAUAUUAUGCUGCUCUGGAAAUCAAAGAGCCAACAAAAGAAAAAGAUGCGGGCCAAUUUGUUUGCACAGCAAAGAAUGAAUCUGGAAAAUUAACAGCCACUUUCACUGUUAAAUUUGAAGUGCCACAAGGAGCUCCGACCUUUACCCGUAAACCACAGAUUUUGCAAAAAACAUCAGACUCUGGCGAUCCAGCCAUUGUUUUUGAUAUUGGAUUCCAAGCUGAUCAAAAUCCUGAGGUCAUUUGGUUAAAUCCGAAAGGUAAGAAAAUGAAGGAAUCAAGUCGUAUAAAAUUUGGAUUAACACCUGAUGGUGGUGCGAACACGUUCACUGCUCAGUUAGAACUGAAAAAUUAUAAAGCGAAGGACAGCGGUACAUAUACCUGCAAUAUUAAAAAUGAAGCUGGUGAAGCAAAUGUUGAAUUAACAUUGAACAUCGAAGGACCUUUAGACGAAGGGGCAGAUGAUGCUAGCGAAGCGUGA